Molecule: messenger RNA, 1177 nt
Organism: Lactuca sativa (garden lettuce)
Lineage: Eukaryota; Viridiplantae; Streptophyta; Magnoliopsida; Asterales; Asteraceae
Product: RNA polymerase II elongation factor
Source: RefSeq, a predicted model, not a curated record
AUAACCCUCUAAAUAUCCAGCAAAUUACCCCUGAAAUCAUCUAAAUUCCGCAGUGUUAUUUGAGAAUCUAGAGCAGAUUUCACCUGAUCUCACAUUUCUUUCGUGAAUCUGAUUACUUCGCUCUUGUUUGUGUUUGAUUUCCUCUUUUUUUUAAGCUUCUCGAACUCAUUGAUGGCGGAAAUGAAAGAUCUCCACCACCACCUCGUGGAAAUUCCGGUCGAUGGAGAACACCAGAAACAGAUAAUCUCCGCCAUUAACGCCAUCUCCGCCAUCCAAGACCACCCACUAAUGGAAAUCUCAGAAUCCCCCGGCCACCUCUUACUUCUGAAACUAUUACAGAGAGAAGAAGAUCUCUCCGGCCGCCGCAUCGCCAGAAAAGAAACAAGACUCGACACUCUCAGACGAGAAAUCUUCCAACUUUGUUUAUUUUUCUUCACAUUCCAUGGUCUUUUCUUGACCAUUUUAUUCACAUCAUCAAACAACGACGUGGGUGUUGAUGUUUGUCAAAAAUGGUGGAUACCCAUGACCACAUCUUUAUCUUUUUGUGUUGUGAUGGUGUUCUUGGUUCAGAUGAAGCUUUACAGAUACUGGAAAGUGAACGGAAGGAUUCAUCAGGAGAAAAGUGAUAACAGAGGAAUAACGAGAUGCAUUCAAGAGUUGAGGAUGAAAGGGGUUAGCUUCGAUUUGUCAAAAGAACCAGGAAAUGGAAAGAGGAUGAAGAGUUCAAGUGUUGAGAUCAAAUGGAAGCCGAUCACUUGGUGUUCUCAGUAUCUUGUCACUAUUUGUCUUGUUUUGGCUUCUGGUUUAUCUCUUCCGAUUUGUAAAUUCAUGGUUUGUGCGUAACCAAACGCCAUGAAUUGUCGAGACUUUUUCUUUCUUUUCUUUUUCGUUGCUUUGAUUAAGUGGGAAUGAAGCGUUUUGGUCCGGUCAUCAAGUAUGUGUUCGUUCGACUGGAUUUUGACACCAUGGUUAACCAGAAGAGUGACACGGCUUGUGUUGUUCGUUCAUGUUGAACUCAAGGCUUGAUGAGGUUUUUUUGAUGAAUAAUUUGAUUUAUUGAUUUAUUAUACUGAAUAGUUUUUUACAAGGAUACAAGAAUCUAACUUAAGUAUCAAAAUCUUGUUUUGCCAUUAUGUGUAAUGUUCGGUUUUAACUUCUAUAAGAUAUUGGAGAAAAA